This is a messenger RNA of Guyanagaster necrorhizus, 1187 nucleotides long. RefSeq names its product mitochondrial carrier. The transcript has 13 exons. Gene Ontology annotation, biological process: transmembrane transport. NCBI's taxonomy places the organism in Eukaryota, Fungi, Basidiomycota, Agaricomycetes, Agaricales, Physalacriaceae. The coding region runs from base 194 to 1096 and encodes 300 amino acids. The record is from RefSeq and is a predicted model, not a curated record.
CGGGUCACAUGUGAACCACCGGCUGAAUUCAAAGGAUGACCUCAGAGGUCAGUGGGUUCCCUACUUCUUAUCCCUACAUUCAUCACAAUUGUGAAUUUGCGUGGCUACGGUUCCUUGAAGGCGCAUUGUACCCUUCUCAACUUCUUCUGUAAUCGAUACACCAAUUCACCCGUGAAGUGCUUCAUCUUCAACUAUGUCGUCGCCACCGGUGUCGUCUGUGUCCGUACCUGCUAAGAAGGUGCCUUAUCCAUUUUGGCUUGGUGGUCUUGCUGCUACCAUCGCAGCUUCUAUUACACAUCCUCUAGAUCUAACGAAAGUCCGACUACAAGCAUCGGGGGACAAGCGUAUGAUAGAGAGCAUGAAGAAGACUGUACGCACAGCUGGCGCUCGAGGUCUCUUCGAUGGUAUUUCUGGGACGUGGUUACGUCAGAUGUCCUAUUCGAUGUGCCGAUUCUGGGCAUACGGCGAGAGCAAGAAGAUAAUUGGUGCGGGGAAGGAUGCACCGGCGUACAAGUUGGCGCUCGCCGGCUCAAUGGCUGGCGGUAUUGCUGGUUUCGUUGGGAAUCCUGGAGAGAUCGUCAUGGUGCGUCUCCAGGGAGAUUUCGCGAAACCACCGGAGAAGAGAUUCAACUACAAGAACUGCAUCGAUGCACUGUUUAGAAUGGUCCGUGAAGAGGGUGUUUCCUCUCUUGGUCGUGGAGUGGGACCCAACGUGUUCCGUUCCGUUCUGAUGAACGCCAGUCAGCUCGCUUCAUAUGAUUUCUUCAAGGCCGAGCUCUUGAAGACACCGUAUUUCCACGACAACAUCCUUUGCCAUUUCACGGCGAGCUUUGCUGCUGGUACCGUUGCGACGACGGUCUGCUCUCCCGCUGAUGUAUUAAAGAGUCGCAUCAUGAAUGCAUCAGGACCAGGAUCGAAUUCUACUCUUGGUGUCAUCAAGGCUUCCUUGAAGAACGAGGGUCCAAUGUUCAUGUUUAAGGGCUGGUUGCCAGCUUGGACUCGUCUGCAACCGACGACGAUCCUCAUAUUCUUAAUAUUGGAACAGUUGAAGAAUGGGGUUGAUUUCUCGAGAAGCAAGGGGUAUACGUUCUUGUGAGGUUCGAUAGAUGUGAAGUAUGCUACUAAUAUUAGCGAUGUAUACCAGAGUGGACAUGAAACUUGUGAAUUUUGAUCAAUCAAAAGUCAAA